Messenger RNA from Rotaria socialis, 801 nucleotides. The record is from the annotation of a GenBank genome assembly. NCBI's taxonomy places the organism in Eukaryota, Metazoa, Rotifera, Eurotatoria, Philodinida, Philodinidae.
AUGAUUGAUUCGUACAUUCGUUUGUAUAUUACAAUUAUUUUUUUAUCAAUUCGGUUUGUUAUUAAUACACAAAGUGAUCCAUUGUCUACUUUGGAAUCAACCAUAAUUUCUCAUGGUGGACAAGUUUUGCGAGUAACUGAUCCACAGUACAAAGCAGCAACUACACUUCAUAAUAGAGCAAUACAAACAUGGCCCGAUCUUAUAUUACGUCCAACAACUUAUAAUGAUGUAUCAUUAGCACUUUCAACAGAUUCUUCUAUUCGAAUACCGAUUCGUAUAAUGGGAGGUCGACAUAGUCAUGGAGGUUAUUGUAGUCAUCAAGGUACAGUUCUUGAUUCUGCGCUCCUAAAAGGUCUCACAAUUGAUUGGACAGCGGGAAUAGUAAUUAUGCAAGCAGGCGUUCUUUGGCAAGAUGUUUAUAGAGUUUUAAAUGGAUCCGAAUAUGUUGUAAUGGGUGGAAUAUGUCCAACAGUAGGUGUUGUUGGUUUUACAUUUGGAGGUGGUAAUAAUGCUAUGUAUAGUCCUUCGUAUGGUCGUGCAACUGAUAAUGUCCUUAACUUUAAAGUAGCAUUAUACAAUGGAAGUAUUGUGACGGCAUCAUCUAAUACUAAUGUAGAUCUAUAUUGGGCACUACGUGGUGGUGGAGGUGGAAAUUUUGGUUAUGUUCUAGAAAUGACACAAAAACUGCAUCGAAUCAAUGGUACUCUGAAAAAAAUAAAGGAGGUUUACAGAACCCUCCGAAAAGGUUCUGUAGAUUUUCAAAAUGCUCCAAAUGUGUUCAAAGUCUCAAAAAAAGGAUAA